AUUCCGAGAUAGUUCUCCCCGUCCACCCGUUCCUUCCUAGCGUUGAACUUUUUUCCUUUGUAGACGUAUUCGCCGCAGAUGGUGCAUUGCAUGGAGAAGGGCGUCAUGAGACGGACUUUGUGCUGCUGGUCUUUGGGAAGCUUUCGGCGGGGAAUUUUGCUGGGAUCGAAGUCCGGCGGGAAGUACUUGUUGAGGACUUUGCGUUCUGACAUGUUUGUGUUGAGUUCUUUGCAAAAUUAUGAAUGAGUGCAGCGGUUCUGGGUCGGCCAGCGACGGAAGAGGAGGGGUUGCGGCUGGACUUUUUAUAUCGGUUAUGUGUUGGGAACAAGAGUUUGCGGACAACAGGCUGUCUGCCGUUCGACGUCGAAAACCGGGGAAGUCGUCGGCGGGGAAGCAGGGGAAGUUGUCAGGGAAGUUGUCGCGACAAAAGCGACCAACUUGGAGCGUCACGUCUCUGGUCGGUCACGUCUGGGGAAUUGUGCCAACCCUGGACUGGAGCAUCCCUGGGAGCAUCCGCAGUCAUCCUCCGGCUGGCUUAACGCUGCACAUGUUUGCAAAGGCCGUAUCGUCAGGCGACAUUAGCGCUGUGAGGGCUAUCCUCUCCUCCACAGGUGAAAUUGGACUGGUCGACGUUGCCGUUAACGACAAAGGCGAUAGACCCCUGCAUUUCGCCGCUCGUGCUCAACGCCUGGACCUUAUAAAGUGCCUGAUAGACGAAGGUAGCGCGAACCCGAACUUGGCUAAUGCCUUCGGCAGAAGACCGCUACAUGAAGCAAUAGACAGUGAGGAAUGCGUGGAGUUUCUCUUGCAAAGCGGGGCCGAUCCGAACGGGUUCAAACACGGCACCUGGACACCCGCCAUGAUCGCUUCUGGGAAAAACCUUCUCCCAACGCUUAGCCUUCUUGUUCGUCACGGAGCGCUCCUUACACCGGCGAACAAGGACGGGUGGACAGCUCUUCAUAUCGCCGCUCAUCACGCGGCUACGGAAUGUUUGGAAUACCUUCUCACCUGUGCCCCGGAACUCUCGAUCGCAAAGUCCAAAUGCGAUAGAACUCCACUGCAUAUGGCAGCAAGUACCGGGUUUGCUGCUGGGUUGGAAAUGCUGCUAAGGAACGCCAAGACCUUUUACGAGGACACCAAUGUCUGUGAUCUGAAAGAUGCGGAAGGCGCGACGGUGUUUCACGCGGCGGCCGUUGGGGGCUCCUUGGAGUGCAUCGACAUGUGCGUGCAGAAUGGAUGUGAUGUGCAUGCGACGUCGAAAGGCGGGUUGGGGGCCGCGCAUUAUGCGGCGAUGGUGGGACGGGUGGAAGUUCUGCGGCAUUUGUGUGGCAGUCGCAUGGAUGCAACCGGCGGCAGCGCCGAGACGGUGAGGAAGUUGGUGGAACACGACACGAUGGAAGGAUUCACGCCAGCGCACUAUGCUGCUCGUGAGGGACACACCGGUGUGAUUCGUCAAAUGUUCGACCCUGUCCCUGAAGGAUUUGGUCUGAACCCGACAAUUCAAGACUUCAGAGGCCGAACACCUCUGGACAUAGCACGGGCGUGGAAGAGAGAAGAUGUCAUUCGCUAUCUCGAGCCCCUUUGUUGAGGGUGGUCGGUGCAUCGGCUAUGGUAUCUAUGCAUGGUUCUCCUGGCUGGUCAGGACUUAAAUGAAUGGUGUUUGCAUGAUGCUGUAUAUGUAGCUGCGUGCGCUUCUCACCGGUGUGCUGUAUCUCCAAGUUUUCGUCUUAAUGCAGAAAACGCGUGUGGGGGUUCGCUGAGUGAUG
Molecule: messenger RNA, 1766 nt
Organism: Fimicolochytrium jonesii
Lineage: Eukaryota; Fungi; Chytridiomycota; Chytridiomycetes; Spizellomycetales; Powellomycetaceae
Product: ankyrin repeat-containing domain protein
Exons: 4
Coding region: 239-1588 (449 amino acids)
Molecular function (GO): protein binding
Source: RefSeq, a predicted model, not a curated record